AGAGGCCUCUUUGAGGGUCUACUUUUUUUGGGCCCUUUGCCGUGCGCUCACUUUUUUUUUGUUCCGCUUUGUUCCUUCAAUUAGAUCCUAGAAAUCACGUUGUAGAUGAUGCGAUCUACUGCGCCUUUCCAAGUCCUGGUGUUCUCCAAGACAGCCUCGUAUCGGCAUGACUCGAUAGCCGCUGGGAUCGCCGCAAUCAAAGACUUUACGUUGCGGACGACUGCAUUCGAAGUGACUGCAAGUGAGAACGCACAAUGCAUCACGCCUGUUGAACUUAUUCGAUACCGUGUCGUCAUAUUCCUUCAAUGUACAGGAUUCUUUCUGUCGCCCGACAACAUCGAGGCUCUGAAAGCGUUUGUGAGAGGCGGGGGAGGUGUGAUAGGAAUACACGGUGCUGCAGCGGGCAUGCCAGGCCACCAGUGGUAUAAUUAUCUACUCGGUGCGGAUUUCGAGAGCCACCCACCGCCUGAACUGGGCCGGGUCCUGGUGGAGAACGAGCAUCACUGGCUAUCGCAAUCACUUGUGGCACCAGGUCAAUGGGAGGACGAGUGGUAUAAUUAUCGCAACCAUCCAGGGGAUAAUCAAAAUUUGAUCAUUUUGCUCAGAGGCGACACUUCAUCAUUCCAUGGUGGAAAGAUGGGAAAAUACCAUCCACUUGCAUGGUGCCAGGACUUUGAAGGUGGGCGAUCGUACUACACGGCACUUGGUCAUUUUGAAGGCGCGUAUGGCAACGCAUGGUUUCUUGACCAAAUUUUUAAGGCUAUCUUCUGGGUUGCAAGACAAGAAAGUAUAAUGGAGGACGUCAAGUCCAGAUUUGAAAACAGAUCAGUCAAGAGUCAACGUAGUGGAUAAUGAUGAACAAUAUACUUCAAUCAACUACAGUGUACUACUACAGUGUAGUUACUGUGAACCGAAAC
Aaosphaeria arxii CBS 175.79 is the source of this 917-nucleotide messenger RNA. RefSeq names its product secreted glycosyl hydrolase. The coding region runs from base 106 to 852 and encodes 248 amino acids. The transcript has a single exon. The record is from RefSeq and is a predicted model, not a curated record. Lineage: Eukaryota; Fungi; Ascomycota; Dothideomycetes; Pleosporales.